Messenger RNA from Olea europaea var. sylvestris, 1059 nucleotides. Its product is annotated as myosin IB heavy chain-like. Gene Ontology annotation, cellular component: myosin complex. NCBI's taxonomy places the organism in Eukaryota, Viridiplantae, Streptophyta, Magnoliopsida, Lamiales, Oleaceae. The coding region runs from base 123 to 803 and encodes 226 amino acids. Gene Ontology annotation, molecular function: cytoskeletal motor activity. The transcript has 4 exons. The record is from RefSeq and is a predicted model, not a curated record.
UUGCGUAACAACCGAUCAAACAAACGGUUUGCGGCAAAGGUCAUCGGGUCCCAUAGAUUCUCUCCAACUACAGCCCAUUUCGCAUUCACUCUCCACCGCCGCUAAUUUUCUACAUUCCAUAAAUGUCGAGGUUCCUAUCGAGCCGGCGGGUCCAAAUCGAGUCUGCUAGCUACGACGAUGACAAUGGCCGCGCCCCUGAAACCCUAGAUAACGACGGCUCUGAUGGAAGUGGUAGCAUGAAACUGUGGCCUUCUGAUAGCAACGUGACGGAGGAUCAAGAGCCCUUUAUGGGAGUCAAAGUCCGGAGAAAAGCCUCUCGCCUUCGAGAUUAUUUGGGUGAUUAUAUCGAUGUGCCAUCCAGACCCUACCUCAUGAGAAUUCUAGAAAAACAAGGUGAUAAAAAAGUUCUCUUUGCGGAUAAAGUUUUAAAAUUCACUAGCUCAGGGAAGAUGAAACGCCGGAUACUUCUAAUAACUGAUUUUGCCAUCUACAUUGUGGACCCAGACACCGAUGCACUCAAAAGAAGGAUUGCCCUGGCAGCUGUUGAGAAGCUUUGUUUGAGUGAACUAAGUGACAAUUUCUUUUCCAUUAUUAUUCCCACUGAAUAUGAUCUACUCAUGGCUAGUACCCGAAAGACUGAAAUUGUAACUGUCUUAGUAGAUGCUACCAAGAGUGCAUCAGACUAUGAACUUGAGGUAUCUCUGUCUAACAGAUUCGAGUAUCAUGCAGGUGCUGACAUAGUGAAGGAAAUUCAAUUUGAGGAAGUUGAAGGUGGUGUCAAAACAAGAAUCAUACGGAAAUGAGUAGCUUGUUAGUCUGGUUUUCCAUAUGUAACGGAGAGUAAGUUUGUCCAUUGCUGAAGAAUUGUGCUUGCUAUUACAGGAGUUGGCUUAAUAAUAGUAUUGAUUGGUUUUUGUUCUUACUGCCCUCAAUUCUUAUUCUGGUUUCUGCCAGGACUCCAGAAACUAUUAAUUGUUAUUUUUUUACAGUAAAAAAAUCUGAAAUCAUUGUACAAUUUGUGAUUAUUGUGAAAAAAAUUUCCGCUGUAUAUUGUGAAUU